Pongo pygmaeus (Bornean orangutan) is the source of this 258-nucleotide messenger RNA. RefSeq names its product islet amyloid polypeptide (gene IAPP). The coding region runs from base 1 to 258 and encodes 85 amino acids. The record is from RefSeq and is a predicted model, not a curated record. Lineage: Eukaryota; Metazoa; Chordata; Mammalia; Primates; Hominidae. The transcript is spliced from 2 exons. Gene Ontology annotation, cellular component: extracellular region. Gene Ontology annotation, molecular function: hormone activity.
AUGUGCAUCCUGAAGCUGCAAGUAUUUCUCAUCGUGCUCUCUGUUGCAUUAAACCAUCUGAAAGCUACACCCAUUGAAAGUCAUCAGGUGGAAAAGCGGAAAUGCAACACUGCCACGUGUGCAACGCAGCGCCUGGCAAAUUUUUUAGUUCGUUCCAGCAACAACUUUGGCGCCAUUCUCUCAUCUACCAACGUGGGAUCCAAUACAUAUGGCAAGAGGAAUGCAGUAGAGGUUUUAAAGAGAGAGCCGCUGAAUUAG